Stomoxys calcitrans (stable fly) is the source of this 1270-nucleotide messenger RNA. Its product is annotated as epidermal growth factor-like protein. Bases 207 to 1262 code for a protein of 351 amino acids. The transcript is spliced from 2 exons. The record is from RefSeq and is a predicted model, not a curated record. NCBI's taxonomy places the organism in Eukaryota, Metazoa, Arthropoda, Insecta, Diptera, Muscidae.
AUCGAAACAGACGAUCACUCCGCACGCCUAUGUAUAAACCCUUUGUCUUUCAAUCAAAUGGCAAUAUAAUGGCGGUUGGUUUUGUUGUUUUGCGUUUUUUUUUUUAUUGCUGAAGUGCUUGAUUUGUGAUAAAUGUAACCCCCCUGCAUGAGAAUUAUUUUAACAGUUCUAAUUGAAACGUAUAGCUUAUCAUUGCAAUUAUCUUCAUGGAUAUUCAGAAAUUCCCGAUUGUUUUUAUGGCUAUUGCUGGGCUGCUAUUAAUAAUUCAAAAUGUAUCGGGCCAUGUAGAGUUAACUCGAGAAGCAGUACGUCACCCUCGUUUGGAUUUUAAGCAAUCCAAUGAAGAAAUGAUAACUGUUGAAUAUCAGAAUGGUAGUGUUUCGAAACGUUUUUGCUGUGCAAAAUACUAUUUUAAUGGUGAAUCGUAUCAAAGAUACUGUGAAAAUGGCUGUCUAGUUGGAACUUGCCAAAAGACGGGAAAAUGCAUUUGCAAUCUGGGCUACAAAUUGGAUAGCUCUGCUCAAACGUGUAAGCCCAUAUGCCGAGGCAAUUGUCCACAGGGUCACUGCAUAAAGCCAAAUUUGUGUGCAUGCAAUGAAGGUUAUGAAUUUAAUGUUACCUUGCAGGAAUGUCAACCUAUAUGCGAGUCGAAUUGUGCAAAUGGAUUUUGUUCUGCGCCUGGAGAUUGCUCCUGCAAUCCUGGAUACGCAAUGAAUUUUACAACUAAAACUUGCCAACCCCUUUGCCAAAUGAUGAAAUGCCCGGAUCAUAGCAGUUGCCUUAAAUCGAACAAAUGUGAAUGCAAUAAUGGUUAUAACUACAAUGCCAUCACUCGUACCUGUGAACCUUUGUGUGUUAAGGCUUGUGAAAAUGGUGAAUGUAUUGCACCGAAUAAUUGCAAAUGUAACAAAGGCUAUUCCUUAGAAUGGAAUUUCAUUAAAAACUGUUCCAUCUGUAAAAUGAAUUACUGUUCUUCUAAUCAGCCCUGUACCAAUGGGCAUUGUCUAUCGAAUGGUGCGUGUGUUUGCAAUGAAGGCCAUUCAAAUUAUUUUGCAUUUUUAUUUGGAGACCAAUGUGAAAGUCUGUACUCGCUUUUCCUAAAGCUUGUAUUCGUGUUUUGCUGUAUUGUAUGCCUUAUCGCUAUUAUCUUUGUAGCCUUGGCCCGAAAUUCCCUGGAACGACCGAAAGGAGCCAAUUAUAAACCUUUGUUAACACCGUCUGAUAUCAUUAGGAAAGAAUAUAAUAUAUAUGAUAACUGUUAAACAAUUUA